GAUCAGAUGGGCCAGCUAGAAAAGUCUCUCACGUCUGUCCCAGAGAUUUCUUUUUAUUUUCUCGCCGAGAAAGUGACGGAAAACGAAAUCCAAACUGGAUAAAUCUAAAACCUAAAACCUAAAGUAGUGAUUUUGCUACAUUGGAUGAAAAGAGACAUGACUCUGCUUCCGAUUUCAAUCUUCUUCUUCUUCUUCUUCUUCUUCUUAUUAUUUUGCGUUCCUUUGUCAUUAAUCGCCGCCGCCGCUGCAGAUGACGAUAAACCGACGGCGUACACUCUCCUCCAAAGCUUCAACUUUCCCGUCGGGAUUCUUCCUAAAGGAGUCGUAUCAUAUGAUCUAGAUCCAUCCACUGGUAAAUUCCACGCCUAUUUCAACAAAUCGUGUAGUUUCGCUCUUCAAGGUUCUUACCAAUUGGAUUACAAAUCGACAAUCUCUGGUUACAUAUCGGAGAACAAGAUCACGAAACUUACCGGCGUGAAGGUGAAAGUUCUCUUCUUGUGGCUCAACAUCGUUGAAGUUAUUAGGAACGAAGACGAACUCGAGUUCUCCGUCGGGAUCACAUCGGCGAACUUCGAGAUCGAUGAGUUUUACGAGUCGCCACAGUGUGGUUGCGGAUUUGAUUGCAAAACGAAGACGAAGACUUUGGGAAGAAACCCUUUUGUUUCUUCGGUUUAAAGGAUUGAACCGAUGAAUUGUAUUUAUGAACCGACCAGGAAUAAAACGGUGGUGGGAAAAGUUGUUUCUUAUGAUGAAAGAAUUGGCAUACUCAUUACUGGCUUGUGUGUUGCUACUGUUGCAUCCAAUGAAUGUUUAUGAAAUGUUAGAUCUUUUGUUCC
This is a messenger RNA of Arabidopsis lyrata subsp. lyrata, 836 nucleotides long. RefSeq lists its product as uncharacterized. Lineage: Eukaryota; Viridiplantae; Streptophyta; Magnoliopsida; Brassicales; Brassicaceae. The coding region runs from base 145 to 675 and encodes 176 amino acids. The transcript is spliced from 2 exons. The record is from RefSeq and is a predicted model, not a curated record.